UUUGACAACUACCCUAACCUCAUUUCAAAACCCACCAUCAAGUUUUUUUCGAAAAGUGCCUUAUUUUACAGUGAUAUGUUUUACAAUAUCUUUGAUUGUUGCACAGAAACGCCGAAAAACCCCCUAGAAUUGUUCCACACUUACACAGAUUCUCAAAAUUAUGUGAACGCUGAAAAUUCGGAGACUGAAAUCAACGGCCACAUUUUAUGCAUUGCGAUUGAACAAGUCGAAAUUAUCACUAGAAAAAUCAAAACCAACUGGCAUUACCUCCAAAGUGUGGUUUUAAACGAAACAACAAUAGCCUCAGACGACCUAAUCAAAUUACGAGAAGAGAUCAACAAGUGUUUGAAACUAAUUAUCGAGUGUUUGAAGUUGUGUGAGAGUGAUAUCCUCAAGGAGCGCUAUGUCACGUCUUCGUGGCUUCACAUCAAGAAAAUUGCACAAUUAACUUUGCCAAUAUCGGAGUUAGAACGGGAUAUUUACUUGAAGUUAGUAAGUCCAAGUAAUAGGGACAGGUGCCCCGUUUUUCAAUACUUCCACACUUUUUUGGACGUCCAGUUUUACUUACUAAUGUUUGAUUAUGUUUGCGGUAACAGUGAGGAGCUGCAAGACCGCAUAAAUAUCGUCGUUAAUGAUUUAGUGACGUUGAGUGCAAGUGGACACAAACAGAAAAGUAACUCUGCGUUUGUUUGCAACUGCACGAAAAACUUGUGGUUGAUUAUUCAAAAAUUAUGUGAGAAACACUUGGAAGGGUCUUUCUGGCCGAUAUUUAAUAAAAGUGUGGAGAAUCUCAACGGUGAUUGUAUUUUGUGGCUGCUUAAAGAGGUAGCAACUCUACAAGCUUCAAAUAAUUUUAAACAACCAAAUUUCACACUACUAGAACCAUCACUGAAAAAAGUCCUGUCAGGAGCAGACUUCAACACUUCCAUUUUACCAAUUUUGAAGUCUUUAGAGCCUCUUUUGUGUGAUUUGUGGUUAAAGUCGUCAAAAAUCGAAAUAUAUCAAGCGCUUUGGGACCAUUUUAGUAAGAGAUUGAACAUAUCGUUCAGAGGCAGUACGGAUUUCACUCUAACUCAGUUAGUUGAUUUAAUUGAUACGAUACUAUGGUCCGGGAAGGAUUGUGAAUACGAUUUUGAACUGUACUUGGCUAUGUUGACAACGCAUUUGAGCGAACACCCGUACCAUUGGGGCAAAAUGAAAGGGCGGAUUUAUUCGCAGUUGGGUCCAAAUAAACUAAAAGAUUUGCAAAAAACCGGAAUUUUCAACGUCUUGCUGCUGUAUCUCGCAUUGACCAAAGUCAACUUUGAAGAGCUGUCCAAGAAGUUUCUUUCGUUUAUUGAGAAUUUGCCGGCGGAGAAAAGGCAAACUCAACUGAUUUGGAGCUUUUAUGCGGCAUUUAUGGUUCGCCACGUGCGCGAAAACCGAGACAUCGAAACCAUCACCCAACCAUUUAUCAAAAUGUCCGAAGAAGCAUCAACCGACCAAAAAUUCUCCCAUUUGCUCAAAACGUUCGUCUCAGACUUCGACAACAUCAUCACCAUCAGCGCAAACCUCCAGCUCCACCAAUGGCUCCUCAUCAACACCUGGAUCCACCAAUACAUGACCACCUGCUACUACCCCGACCUCUUAACCCUCCUUACCACCCUCCUGAAAAUAAUCGAUCGAAUCAGCACCGAACUAAUGUGGUGCGAGUGGGAAUCCGCAUUCAAAAACAACGUCUACCCCACUUUGAAAUACGUGGCGGGGUCGCGCAGCGCCCCCGAAACUUGCGGCACCCUAGCUGCGAAAAUCGCAACACUGACUCCAACCCUACAAUCGGAAGCCUUCACCUUCUUCAACGCCGAAAACAUCGCACCGAAAGUCUCGGCAAAUUUUCUCUGCACAAUCCUCGAAAACUACCCCACGUGUUGUUUAACACCCGCCCAGGAAAUCGUAGCUUUGCAAACUUGGGUCAAAUUCUGCCUUCUGACCCGAGACGGUUACGAGGAACUCACCAAUCAGAUUGUUAAGCUGGGGGUGAUUCCCCCGUUUAUCAAAAACGCGAUCAUAAAAGUCAAAGACCCGCUGUGUGCCUUCAUCGAAUACAUCGGCAGUAAUAUAAAAGAAUACGCUCAGUCGGUCACAAUGAGCAAACUGUGCGAGAAUUUUUUCGGCCAGACUGAGCGCUGGAUUGGCCAGUUUUUGGCGCAGCCUGAUAACGAAGCCACCGUUUUGCGAAUAUUCACAUGCAUAGGGCUCGCUUUUUACAAACUGGGGCCCUUAUUGUACAACAAACACAAGUCGAGUUGUCCAUACGCCCGUCUUGUCUCUGCCGUUUUGUUACCAACUGAGCUCCUAAUCGGGAAACCCAUCCAUGCGUUCGUUUUACAAAGUGUGAAAAAAACCUGGCAUUUAUUUUUCGAAGCCACUGUUAAAUUAAACAGCAAUGAUGCGUUUCUCGACCGAAUUUUGCGCGAUAUGGUUGUGAAAUACGUGCCGCAUUUUGCAAUUGCCGACUCGCCAAUGCUCAAAUGCCUCGACAAUGAAACCAACGCGGAAAUAAUCCUAGAGAAAUUAUCAAACGCCUUCUUCAAACAACCGUCAAAAGAGGCCGAAUCAACAAUUUCCAAAUCGCUGAAAUUAGUUAACGAUUUUGUCCAAAGCACUACGUCCGAAAAGUCACUCAAGUUGGUUGUAGAUAAAACAUUGUAUGGCCUCCUUGAGGUUGUUAUGUUUCACAAUCGCAGAAAUAUGGCACUGGAUGCGAUUAAAAGCAUAACGUGUUCGCCGUUGUACGCAAAAGUUAGGGCCGAGUUUGAGGAUAUUGUAGUGGCAGUGACUGAAAAACAUUUGGCGUUUAAUAGUCCGAAUUAUUUUCAGUUGAUGGGACAUUUGGCACGAAUGGCUCCCGAGACUGUGAAAAAUAUAACUCCUAGAGUUAAGCAACAUUUGGCGAAUGUGGAGAGGAUGCGAGGGGUUGGGUAUGAUAAAAAUUUGCGGCUGAAUUUGGAAAGACUGGAAGCUUCGUUGUUACAUAAAUCUUAAUUAUAAGUAAAUUAUUGUAAAUAUUUUUUAUUAGCGAUUUUUUUAAUUGAGAAUAUACUAUCCAAAAAUCCCAUAGAAAAUUUUUUAGAAAACCAUCUAAAAAUAAUUUUAAAUAACAUAUGUACAGGGUGCUGCAUUUUGGAUGAUCGAAUAGGGGAUUUCCGAAACUAACAACAGGUUUAGAGAAAAAGCAGUGGCACAUUCUAUUUAAAAGAAUACAACGUUCUAUUAUUAACUUCUCUGUAAAGUGUCUGUAUAAUGUUUUUGUUUCAAAUGUGUAUCUUUUAUAAUAAGGAAGGUAUGAAUUUUUUAAGAUUGCACUAAAAUGUCAACUUUUGUUUAUAUGUCGAAAACAAAGGACGAUAGCGGGAUGCGGUUUUGACCAAAAUUAUUUUCUUAAAAAACGGUCCAGAGAAUGUGUCAUUUGUUUUUCUCUAAACCUCUUAGUUUCGGAGAUCCCCUAUUCGGACAUCCAAAAUACACCACCCUGUAUAACAGCAAAUUUAAAAAUAAAUAAAUUGAAAAAUGUGAUGGGCUAAAAAGCCCUUUGUUAUUUCUUUGUAUAAAAUUAAUGUCUGCUUAAUUGAAGAGUGUAAAGAUUAUUGCUUUAUAUUGUUAGAAAGGUUACAAAGAAUUAAAAUAAUGUUCUUAACAUAAACAUUUAUUUCAUACCGAGUGCGAUGUUAUCCUCGAAGAGCUUUAGUUACGGGUUUAAAAUAAACAGCUAGCAUGCAACAGUCUUAAAAAGCAAGUGCUGAUUUGUUUUACAAAGUGUGAAGAAAACCUGGCAUUUAUUUUUCGAAGCCACUGUUAAAUUAAACAGCAAUGAUGCGUUUCUCGACCGAAUUUUGCGCGAUAUGGUUGUGAAAUACGUGCCGCAUUUUGCAAUUGCCGACUCGCCAAUGCUCAAAUGCCUCGACAAUGAAACCAACGUGGAAAUAAUCCUAGAGAAAUUAUCAAACGCCUUCUUCAAACAACCGACAAAAGAAGCCGAAUCAACAAUUUCCAAAUCGCUGAAAUUAGUUAACGAUUUUGUCCAAAGCACUACGUCCGAAAAGUCACUAAAGUUGGUUGUAGAUAAAACAUUGUAUGGCCUCCUUGAGGUCGUGAUGUUUCACAAUCGCAGAAAUAUGGCACUGGAUGCGAUUAAAAGCAUAACGUGUUCGUCGUUGUACGCAAAAGUUAAGGCCGAGUUUGAGGAUAUUGUAGUGGCAGUGACUGAAAAACAUUUGGCGUUUAAUAGUCCGAAUUAUUUUCAGUUGAUGGGGCAUUUGGCACGAAUAGCUCCCGAGACUGUGAAAAAUAUAACUCCUAGAGUUAAGCAACAUUUGGCGAAUGUGGAGAGGAUGCGAGGGGUUGGGUAUGAUAAAAAUUUGCGGCUGAAUUUGGAAAGACUGGAAGCUUCGCUGUUACAUAAAUCGUAAUUGGAUUUUAUUUGUAAGUAAAUUAUUGUAAAUAUUUUUUAUUGGCGAUUUUUUAAUUGAAAAUAUACUAUCCAAAAAUUCCACAA
Messenger RNA from Tribolium castaneum (red flour beetle), 4534 nucleotides. RefSeq lists its product as uncharacterized. The record is from RefSeq and is a predicted model, not a curated record. Bases 76 to 3024 code for a protein of 982 amino acids. Lineage: Eukaryota; Metazoa; Arthropoda; Insecta; Coleoptera; Tenebrionidae. Gene Ontology annotation, cellular component: nuclear replication fork. Gene Ontology annotation, biological process: replication fork processing; double-strand break repair via homologous recombination. The transcript has 2 exons.